Messenger RNA from Polychytrium aggregatum, 2109 nucleotides. RefSeq lists its product as uncharacterized. The coding region runs from base 1 to 2109 and encodes 702 amino acids. The record is from RefSeq and is a predicted model, not a curated record. Lineage: Eukaryota; Fungi; Chytridiomycota; Chytridiomycetes; Polychytriales. The transcript is spliced from 2 exons.
AUGGCCGCCCACGUCGAUAUCCGCAAGCUUGCCGCAACUUGGAAUAGUGUGCCCGACUCGGUCUACUCACGAUGCGGGUGGAUCUACCCGUGCGAAAAGCUCGCGCUGGACGAGCUCGAGCCCUUCAAUGCCCCAGCGGGUAUCCCGCCAAAGACCCCGGGGGCCAUAUCAUCGACGACUCGGCGGGCACUGGUCUCCCGCCAGCAGCCACGCCUUGUCAGAGACGACCCGCACGAGAGCCCCGACGCAGAGGAGCGGCCAAGCACCACCUACUCGCAGUACUUUGCCGCGGCCAAGGUCGACGUCAAUAAGCUCUGCAAGAUUUCCAGUCGGCUCUGGGACAAGGACGUUCCCCUUUCCUUGCUCAUGGACCAGGAGCCGGACGUCGCAGACAGCUUCACCCACGAUGUCUUCAUGGACAAUCUCGAGAGCUGCUUCAUCACCCAGGCCGAAGCCGAGGAAACCAGUCGCACCUUCCGGCGACAGUCCUAUCUCCAAGAUCUGCAUAGGGUUGCUGCCGAGCGGAAAAAGAAGGGCUUCCUCGUAUCCGUGACCCCGGACCAGCCCAAACCCAAGCCCCAUCAGAUGCCGACGAUCGCAACAGCAUCCAAGCAGCGACGCAAGUCCACAAUCCUCGGCGAGAGCAGCUCUGCCAGACCCAUCCACCUCUCGCAUCAUUUAAAUGCGCAUCCUGACUCGCACACUCGCUCGGCUGGCUCGGCAAAGCCUCGACAGCGAAGCAGCAACGAUGCCUCGGACGAGUCGCUGCCCUCGAUUGUGGCCGAGACCAUCAAUGGCAUCAUCAGCCGUUCGCACACACGCAAUGCAAACUUUGAUAAGCGACUCAAGUCCUUGCAUCUCACUCGGUACUCCGGGAAGAGGGAUCAUGUCGCCCACAUCGACAUCCCCACCAUCGCAGUCACUGAGAUCCGCCAUGGGUCCGACUCGACACCCAGCAAAGGCGCUCUCAAGACGCCGCGAGCUUCUCACGAGGACUACGGCGAUGACUCGGACAGAAGCAAUUCAAAGCUGAAGCUGAGCACCGGCUCCUUGCGUCCCGGGGAGCAACCAGACCGAGGCAGCCGAGUGCUGGACCACACCAUCGACUUGUUGAGGAAGAGGGAGCGGCGAUCGCGCAAGGAUGUCCAGCACAUAUUCGCCUACCUGCGUGCCCAGCGGGCCUUCAAAAACAUAUCUUCGCAAGUGCUGAAGGAGCUGUGCACCGUCGCCACCCUGGUAGAGUGCGGCCACAACAAGGUGAUCUUCUCGCAGGGCGACAUCGGUACCUGCUGGUACGUCGUACUGACCGGCAAGGUCAAUAUCUGGACAAGCAACUCCAGCACAAACGCAAACAUCCUCGUUGCCACUAUCGAGGCCGGCGACGGCUUUGGGGAGCUCGCGCUCCUGAACGAGGUCCCACGCAGCGGCACUGCCGUGACAGCUGGCUCCUGCAUGCUACUCAAGGUCGAGAAAAUCGACUACAACCGAGUUGUCAGGCAAGUCUGCCGCGGGUCAGAGUCGGGAUUCGCACACAAGUUCCAGUACCACGAAAACGUCCUGUUCCUUCGUCGAGUCGGCACCCUAUCUACACUCACGUCUGAGCGCCUGCACUUUCUCGCCAGCAUCAUGGUCAUCCGAGGCUGCGACAAGGGCCAGUUUAUCCUCAGCGAGAACCAGAUCAUCACAUACGUGCACUUCAUUAUCAAGGGCACCUGCGAGGUCCUCAAGUCGCUGCACAUGGAUGACGGCUCGACCAUCCUCGUGCGUCUCGGACUCCUUCGGGAGCUCGACUACUUUGGCGAGGCCCCGAUCGUCAUGAACACGGCCCGCGAAACCAAGUCCAGCAUAUCUGUGCGCUCCAUCACCGAGUGCAAGCUUGGGUGCCUGCAGAUUCAUAGUGCCCGCGAGGAACUCAGCGGCAGCGUGGCUUCGACCGAGUACUGGAACUGGACAGAGGAUCAAACACUGAGCACUUAUCUUUCCACCAUCGACAAGAAGCACUGGGAAAGGUACAAGAGCAAGGUGCUCACCAGGAUCAUGCGUGAGCGGCUCCAGGAUGCGAGCUUUGACCUCAAACGCUAUCGCACCGAGUGGGCGGCCACACCCUGA